Molecule: messenger RNA, 2553 nt
Organism: Heterostelium album PN500
Lineage: Eukaryota; Evosea; Eumycetozoa; Acytosteliales; Acytosteliaceae
Product: microtubule-associated protein
Exons: 5
Coding region: 1-2553 (850 amino acids)
Biological process (GO): centrosome duplication; mitotic spindle organization; microtubule polymerization
Cellular component (GO): kinetochore; centrosome; microtubule plus-end
Molecular function (GO): microtubule plus end polymerase activity; microtubule plus-end binding
Source: RefSeq, a predicted model, not a curated record
AUGAAUAGUACACAAGCAGCACAGACUGCAACUCAAAUCAUUGCAAAGAUCAAGUCGAAGGAAUUCAAAGAUCGUUUGAAUGGCUAUGAGGAGAUGUUGAAUCUGUUUUCAACGUUGCCCGACGGUAACGCUCCAGAGUUUCUCAGAUUGUCACCGGCCUUUGAAAACACGCGUGACUCGACCAAAGUCAAAACGAUCGAUGCCAUCUUGAUGUUGAUCGAAGUGGUUGGACCCGAUCAGGUUCUCAAUCUGCUCUGCAACGUCGGAUGCACCCACAAAACACCAAAGAUUGCAACCUACUCGGUGUUUACACUGAAGGAGAUCGUCCGACAAUUCGGAAGCACUCUUAUCAACAUCGAGCCAAUCAUGACACAACUUGCCAAUGCAUUCGAACAUCAGACCAAAGAGGUGAGAUCUGAAGCAUUGGCAUUGGCAGUGGAGCUGUAUCUCUGGAUAGGCGACGCAUUGGUACAACACUUGAAAUCACUCAGACCUUCACAGCUCAAAGAGUUAGAAUCAUCGAUCAACUCAUUACCAGCCAAUCGUGAAGUACCAGUUCCACUUCGUAGCAUUAGAAAUAACAGAUAUUCAUCGUCAUCAUCUUCAGCAUCAGCAGCAACAUCAACAUCGGCAACAAUUUCAAAUUCCACUACCAUACCACAACCACCACCUCAACAGCAACAACAACAACCACAAUCAAUAUUGAAAUCAUCAAGUUCGAAAAUAUCAAAUACACCCUCAUCCAUCACAACAAACUCGAAUUCACCACCAAAUUCCAUUUCAAACUCCCCACCAAACUCGAUAACUAAAUCGAAUGUAUUUUCAAGUCCACAAUCUACACCUACAAAACAACAACAACAACAACCAUUACAACAACAACAACCAUUGAAUCAAUCACAAACUCCUGGUCUUGCAGCAACAACAACAACUAAUAAUAACUAUGAUAUUGGAUUACAGAAUCAACUUUUACAGUUCUAUCAGACAUCGGAGGAUCCCUCUUGGAGUGUUAGAAAGCAAGCUAUUACAGAACUCUUGAUACCAUUGAUCUCUAGUGAGAAGAUCUCUCAGUUGGUUCACUAUGAUUAUCAAAAGAUAUCAUCUACACUUGCCAAGCUUCUUGGCGACCCAAAUAUAUUUGUCAUUCUCACUUGUAUCAAUGCACUCGAGUUACUUGUAAAAAGACUCUCAAAAGAUAUAUUUUUCAAUUAUAUUAUAUCACUUGUACCUAUAAUGCUCGAUAGUUUUAAAGAGAAAAGACCUCAACUUUGUGAUUCAAUUCAUGCAUGUUUAAAUACAAUAAUGGAUAAACAAUUAAGAAUUAAUGAUGUUUUAGAUUUUAUUUUAGAGAUUUUAAUUAAUAGUAAAGUUAGCAAACUUAAAUUUGAAGUAUUAUUCUGGUUUAAGAGAUUAAUACUUAAUUCACAUGCACAAACUUAUAAGGAUAAAUUACCUUCAAUUAUAAGUGCUUUAAUAUUAAAUUUAGAUGAUAGUUUAAAAGAAAAUAGAGAUAUUUCAAUUGUAAAUAUAUGUACAUUAACAGUUAUAUUUAAUGAAAAAGAGGUGUUUCCAAUGCUGGAGAAUAAAUUGGAUGAAACAAAAAUGACUUUGAUCAAAGAUGGAAUUAAGGAUGUCGUUAUUCCCACUCCGCAUUGGUCGCGUUCCAAAAAGAAUGGAAUGCAAUUCUCACCGCGAGCACCUUCGAAACUUGGUGGUCCCAAUUCAAAUAUGGCUGGAUCGCCGGGUGGCAGUAGCUACAUGUUCAAUGGCAAUGGCGGCGUCGGCAGCGGCAACGCGCAGUCGCCAAUGAUGGAGAACAAGAAAUUCAGUCGUCACUCUGUCAAUAUCUCAGAGUAUCGCGCCAACAAACCAGCGGUCGACAGCGACAACAGCAGUCAAGGUGAGACUUCCUCCUCGAAGCAAAUCAAAGAGUUGCAACAGGAACUCGAGGAAUUCAACCAGAAGAUGUCAGAGAAAUUGAAAUACUUGAUGCGGUCGUCCGAAGAGGAGACCUGUUUGCUGCACGAGCAGAUUGCGCUUCAGCGCCAACAGUUCGAAGCUGAGCAGCACUCGGAAGACGCCAAGUUCUACGAGACACUCAAUAUGGAGUUAACCAAGGAGCUGCAGUCGGAGCGCGACAAGAAGAAGGAUUUGCUCCUCAGAAUCGAGGAUCUCGAGAUACAGAUGAACAACGCACAGCACUCGCAAGUCAAGAUCAUCAACGAGAGACAGCGACUCUUGGAUCAACUCGCCCAGAAAGCCGAGGAGAUCGAAGAGCUCAACGAGAUGAUAAUGAGCGAUGAACAGAUGCGCGACGAUCUCAUGGAUGAAAUCGAGCGACUCAAGGGUAGCACUAUCACCGUAGGAUCACUUCACGAUCCCAACCGUUAUCUUGUUGAACUUCCAAAGCAUCUCAUCGACAAACUACCGUCCGACGAACUAGAGCUAUUCGAAGAAGUAUUCUUAGCAAACGUUAGAAUUAUUCAAGAAGCUAAAUUAAAUCAUCAACAACAACAACAACAACAACAACAACAACAACAACAGCAACAACAAUAG